ACAUAGUCAAACACAAUUCUUCCUCCUUGUAAAAAGAAAGAAAAAAAUGGUUCUUCCUUAGACCCUCCGUCAUCUUCCAAAAGAGUCCACCAUCCAAUUCACCAACCAUUAAGAAUUGAUUAUUGAUUUUGACACCUAUCUCCCUCCAACCCAUCAUCUCAAAUCCUUUGAUCUCACUCAACCUUCUCUCUCUCUCUCUCUUCCACUCAAAAAAUCAGAACCCAUGUUCCAUAACCACAACCUCGUAAAAACAAGAACCAGCAACAACAUUAAACAAGACAAACUACUCUUUCCUUAACAUGGGUUCCGAUCCGUUUUCAACAUUAACUUCAACAAAACCAACACCAAUACCAACACAAGAUCAAGAAGAAGAACACGAUUCACUAGCUCUUCUCUCUUUCAACACCGAAACUUCUUCAUCUUCUACACUUUCUCCUUCUUCCCACAAAACCCUCUUCAUCUUUCUCAUAAUCAUCACCUCCAUUUCACUCUCCACAGCUUUUGCCUUUGUCUUUCUCUUCUUCUCUUCAUCUUCAUCUUCAUCUUCAUCACCAACAACAACCACUCACAACAAUUCUUCUUUUCCUUUAACCACCAUAGCUCGUCCUCUCAAAAAACUCAAACACCCAGUAGUACUGUUAAUUUCCUCAGAUGGGUUUCGAUUUGGAUACCAAUUCAAAACCUUCACUCCAAGUAUAACCCGUUUGAUUAAAAAUGGAACAGAAGCUGAAACAGGUUUGAUUCCUGUUUUUCCAUCCUUAACUUUCCCUAAUCAUUACUCAAUUGUUACUGGACUCUACCCUGCUUAUCAUGGAAUAAUCAAUAACCAUUUUUUGGAUCCAAUUUCUGGUGAACAAUUUUACAUGGGAAGCCAUGAUCCCAAAUGGUGGCUUGGUGAACCUUUAUGGGAAACUGUUGUGAAAAAUGGGUUGAAAGCUUCUACUUAUUUUUGGCCUGGUUCUGAGGUAAAAAAAGGUUCUUGGUCUUGUCCUUUGAAUUAUUGUUUGCAUUAUAAUGGUUCUGUUCCUUUUGAGAAAAGGGUUGAUUCUGUUUUGAGUUAUUUUGAUUUGCCUAGUGAUGAAAUUCCUGAUUUUAUGACACUUUAUUUUGAGGACCCUGAUCAUCAGGGUCAUAAGUUUGGUGCUGAUGAUCCUGAGAUUACUCAAGCUGUUUCUAGGAUUGAUAAGAUGAUAGGUAGGUUGAUUACUGGUUUGGAACAAAGAGGAUUUUUUGAGGAUGUUAGUAUUAUUAUGGUAGGUGAUCAUGGAAUGGUUGGUACUUGUGAUAAAAAAUUGAUUUUUCUUGAUGAUUUAGUGUCUUGGAUUGAUAUACCGGAAAGUUGGGUUGUUACGCAUAGUCCGGUACUUGCGAUUCGUCCGACUUCUGGUUAUGAACCAUCAGAUGUUGUUGCCAAGAUGAAUGAAGGGUUAAGUUCGGGGAAAGUUGGAAAUGGGAAAAAUUUGAGGAUGUAUCUUAAGGAGGAUUUACCUAAUAGGCUUCAUUAUGCAUCCAGCGAUCGGAUUCCGCCUAUAAUUGGUUUGAUUGAAGAAGGUUUUAAGGUUGAGCAAAAGAAAACGAAACGACAAGAAUGCGGCGGAUCGCAUGGUUAUGACAAUUCUUUUUUCUCCAUGAGGAGCAUUUUCAUUGGUCAUGGUCCUCAAUUUGCAAGAGGAAGGAAGAUACCUUCAUUUGAGAAUGUUGAGAUUUAUAAUUUGGUUACUUCUAUUCUCAAGAUAAAGGGUGCACCUAAUAACGGCUCUGCCUCAUUUGUAGAGUCUGUUCUUCUAUCUGUUGCAUAAGACUAUGUCAGAUUUUGUUGGUAGACAUUGAACACUGGUAAUUUUUUUUUGUGAAAAUCGAGAUUCUACCUAGGAUCAGGAGGGUACAAAAUUAUUUGAUUGCUGAGUUGAACCAUAGUUUGCUCCCUAUGGAAGAGAUGUUCAUACCAAAUUCAUUCAUUUGUAGUUUCAAGUAAAACAAUAAAGGUACUUCUAUUUCCAUAUAUUUAGUUUCAAUUUUAUAUGUUAUGAGCUAAUGAAGUAGAGGACAACCUUAGUUUCAAAGAUUGUUUUACUUUGGAUUUGUAAAUAAUAUACAAUCAAAGAAUUUUGAUGAUCUUGAUAACUUCUUUUCAUGUUCCACUUUA
Molecule: messenger RNA, 2146 nt
Organism: Cicer arietinum (chickpea)
Lineage: Eukaryota; Viridiplantae; Streptophyta; Magnoliopsida; Fabales; Fabaceae
Cellular component (GO): vacuole
Source: RefSeq, a predicted model, not a curated record